Molecule: messenger RNA, 3827 nt
Organism: Sarcophilus harrisii (Tasmanian devil)
Lineage: Eukaryota; Metazoa; Chordata; Mammalia; Dasyuromorphia; Dasyuridae
Product: zinc finger protein 420
Exons: 3
Coding region: 710-3334 (874 amino acids)
Biological process (GO): regulation of transcription by RNA polymerase II
Cellular component (GO): nucleus
Molecular function (GO): RNA polymerase II transcription regulatory region sequence-specific DNA binding; DNA-binding transcription factor activity, RNA polymerase II-specific
Source: RefSeq, a predicted model, not a curated record
GGAAACUGAGGCGUGGGGGGUGGGAGGGAGGCACAGGGGCCACGGCGGCCCUCCUUCAUUUCCGGAGAAGUCCGGCCUGCUGCUGCCCACCCACUUUCUCUUCUCGGCUGAGGAAGGGUCCCACCGCCCCUUCCCUCUGCUUCCCGCCAAGCCACAGAGAGCGUCCUCCGGGCAGCCUGGAGCGGCCCGGAAGUGCGCUGCUUCCCCGCCCCCUAACGGGUCCGAACCACCGAGAGGAAGGUUUCUCCGUGUCCUAGAGCGACCCCGAGAAAAUACUCGCUGCUCGGGCUUCUAGCCGGCUCACGUGACCUACACUCCCUGCCCUGAACCACCGAGAUGAAGAGGCCUCCGGGCUACCUAGAGCGGCCCCGGAAGCGCGCUUGACGGGGGGAGGGGGGCCGUGGGAGGGGAGGGGGGAGUAGCGGUUCAGACCCACGGGCGAACGGGACAUUUCCUAUCUGUACCUCUUGGUGGGGGCACGUGGCUCGUGGGCGCGCGUCCCGAGUGGACCCAGCGACGGCCGUGAGUUCAAGCCCGGCGCGGACUCGUGGGCGAUAACGCCCAUCCCCCACGGCUGUCAGAAGGAGCUGUCAGGUGGCGCCUCCUCCCCCCCGGGGGCCUCUGGGGCUCUUCGCGCUUGAGGGGGAUCUGUGGGAGGAGGGGCAGCAGGGGGACCGCUUCCCGUGGGCGUCUUCCUCCUUCUCGGUGAAUGCUCCGCCCUCUUCGUGCGUGGGUCCCCGGUGAGGAGACCCUGGGCGUGUGGGGUGGGGGGGUCAGCGGCGCUUCCUCCCGUGGGUCUCCUGUCCCUGCGUGGGAGCCCUUCCCCUCGUGUCCGUGUCUCUCCCCAGAGCUGGGGUCCCGCAUCAGGAGGAGGAGCGUCGGGAUGGCGGCCACGGGGGCCUCCCGACCCCCACAGGUGAGACCCCUGCCCCCCGGAGGUCAUCGCGGGGAAGGGGGAAAGAAGAGCCCCCGGGGCAGCUCUGUCUGGGGCCCCACCCCGAAGAUGCUGACCCUGAUGGAGCAGCCUGCCCCAAGGACCCUUUUCUUCCCUGCUGUGAAGGUGGAGCCAGAAGGGGUGAGCCAGGAUCUGCUGCCCAGGGGAGAGAAAGAUGGUGAAGACAAAACGGGGAAUGGAGCAGCAGCAGUGAAGCAUGAAACAGUAGACAGCAGUGAUCAGAUUUUUCAAGUAGAAGAAAAAACAGACAUGUUUAAUGAAUAUGGAAACUCUUUUAGCCCAAAUGAAGAGACAACUUUGAAGCAGAGAAUCCUUGAUCAUAACAGUCCACUUUUCCUCCACACAGAAGAAAAGGCAAGCCUUUUUAAUAAAUAUGAAAACUUUUUCAGCAGCCAGAAUUCAGACUUAGUUGGAUUUAAUGUAUUUCCAACUAAUGAGGUACCAUACAACUGUCAGAAGCAUGGAGAACACUUUGUUACCAUGUCUCACCUCACUCAAUACCAGAACAUUCACAGUGGACCAGGACGCUUUGUCUGUUAUGAGUGUGGGAAAAGAUUUACCCGAAGCUAUCAUCUCAUCAGACAUCAGGUUAUUCAUACUGGAGAAAGACCCUUUUCAUGUAAUGAGUGUGGGAAGACUUUCAAGAGAAAAUCAACUCUCACAGAGCACCAGAGAAUUCACACUGGUGAGAAACUUUAUAGAUGUAAUAAAUGUGGGAGAUCCUUCAGUCAAAGCAAAGACCUCUUGGAGCAUCAGAAAAUGCACACUGUUGAAAAACCUUACAAAUGUGAUGAUUGUGAGAAGGCUUUUAGUACUAGUUCAAGCCUCCUUCAGCAUCAGCUCAUCCACACCGGAGAAAAACCCUACAAAUGUGGUGAAUGUGAGAAAGCCUUCAGAAAUAGCUCAAGCCUCCUUCGGCAUCAGUUCAUCCACACAGGAGAAGAGCUCUACAAAUGUGAUGAAUGUGGAAAGACUUUGAGUAAUCGUUCAAGUCUUUUUCAGCAUCUAAAAAUUCAUUCCGGAGAGAAACCCUAUCAUUGUAAUGAAUGUGGGAAAGGUUUUAUUCGUAACUCAUAUCUCAUUGAACAUAAGAGGAUUCAUACAGGGGAGAAGCCCUAUGCAUGUAAGGAGUGUGGAAAGACCUUCCGACGUUCUUGGUACCUCACAGAACAUCAGAGAAGCCAUGCCCCAGAGCGAGCAUAUAGAUGCACUGAGUGUGGGAAAGCCUUCAGAGAUAGCUCAUGUCACUUCCAUCAUCAAAAACUCCAUACAGGAGAAAAACCCUUUGGUUGCAGUGAGUGUGGUAUGGCUUUUGGGCGCAAGUCACGGCUUCUGGACCAUCAGAGAAUCCACACUGGAGAAAAACCCUAUGAAUGUGAAAAAUGUAUGAAGAGUUUUAGCCAUCGCUCACAACUUCUUGAACAUAUGAGAACUCAUACUGGAGAGAAGCCUUAUGAGUGCAAUAAAUGUGGGAAAUCAUUUACUAGGAAUUCUGGUUUUAUACGUCAUCAGAAAAUUCAUACUGGGGAAAGGCCCUAUGAAUGUAAUCAAUGUGGCAAAUGUUUUAGCAAUAGUUCGUUUCUUAUUGAGCAUGAAAGAAUUCAUACUACAGAGAAACCUUACAAGUGUGAUGAAUGCGGGAAAGCCUUCUGUAAAAAAUCAUACCUCACUGGACAUCAGAUCACUCACACCAAAGAGAAACCUUUUGAAUGUAAUGAAUGUGGGAAAUCCUACAAUCGGCGUUUCCGUCUUAUUGAGCACCAGAGAAUUCACACUGGAGAGAAACCCUAUGAAUGUGCUGAAUGUGGACGAUCAUUUAGUCGAAGUGCACUUCUUAUUGGACAUCAGAUAAUUCACACCAAAGAGAAGCCCUAUGUAUGUAAUCAAUGUGGAAAAGCUUUUAGUCUGAGAAAACAUCUUGUUCAACAUCAGAGUAUCCAUAAUGAUGAGAAACCACAUAAAUGCAAUGAAUGUGGCAAAGCCUUUAGGCACAAAUCGACAUUUCGUGACCAUCAGAAAGUUCACACCGGUGAUAAACCCUGUAAAUGUAACGAAUGUGGGAAGUCCUUUAAUCGGACCUUUCAUCUUAUUGAACACCAACGGACUCACACUAAGGAGAAACCCUAUGAAUGUAAUGAGUGUGGGAAGUGUUUCAGCCGAAGCUCAGUCUUUACCCAGCACCAGAAAAUUCAUAGUGAAGAUCAUAAACCCUUUGAAUGUAGCGAGUGUGGGAAAUCUUUCACUCGAAAUUCAGUCUUUAUUAAACACCAGAAAAUUCACACAAAAGAGAAUAAACCCAACGAAUGUGGGCAAUCCUUCAGUCAAAACUCAGUCUGUAUUCAACAGCAGGAAAUGCAUGCUAAAGAGAAUCUAGAUUAAUGAAGAGGUUUUUGUUCACAGCUAUUUCAGUAUUGCAUAUUACACUUGGGAAGAGGUGGUAAUGGUGAGGAAAACUUUUGUUAGACCUCAAGCUUUAUUUGGUACCAGUGGGUUUACUAGGACACAAACUAGGGGUUCUGAUGGAUGGAAAUUUAAAUUAUAAUUAAACUUAUCAAAGACUAUCUUUUAAAGAGUCAUCUGUCUUUAGCGAUCACUUCUUUAGAAUCAAAAAUACAGGGAAUUUCCAUAGGAUCGAUUGCAGCUUUGACAGUGUGAGGAAGUAUACUGAAAAUGUCAAUGAGCUCUGUGACCAAGCCAUCCCUUUUGAGGAAUUCAUCCCAUUAUCUGUAUGCCAAGUGAGCUACUAUUCAGUAAUAUAAAUGAUGUUAACCUAGAGUAGUAGAAUAAAAACAAUCACAAAAUGAAGGCAAGUCAAAUCAUUCUGAUCAAGCCUUAUUUUAAUGGGUGCAAUAGUACAGAUAUAUAUAGCAGU